Kalmanozyma brasiliensis GHG001 is the source of this 2463-nucleotide messenger RNA. Its product is annotated as Cysteinyl-tRNA synthetase/mycothiol ligase. Gene Ontology annotation, molecular function: cysteine-tRNA ligase activity; ATP binding. The record is from RefSeq and is a predicted model, not a curated record. The transcript has a single exon. Lineage: Eukaryota; Fungi; Basidiomycota; Ustilaginomycetes; Ustilaginales. Gene Ontology annotation, biological process: cysteinyl-tRNA aminoacylation. Gene Ontology annotation, cellular component: cytoplasm. Bases 1 to 2463 code for a protein of 820 amino acids.
AUGGCGGCCACACAACCUGAGACAUCGUCGUCCGGUGCUGCCUCCGCAACCAAGAUCUCGCAGCCAGAAUGGCAGCUCCCUCAAAAGCAGGUGCCUGAGCCUGAGCUCAAAAUGUACAACUCGCUCACUCGCACCAAGACACCCUUCGUCCCCAAGAAAGGCCGCACCGUCACCUGGUACAACUGCGGUCCUACCGUCUAUGAUGCAAGUCACAUGGGUCACGCCCGUAACUAUGUCACACAAGACAUCAUCCGUCGUAUCCUGCGCGACUACCUCGGCUACGACGUCCAUUUUGUCAUGAACAUCACCGACGUCGACGACAAGAUCAUCAUCAAGGCGCGUCACUCCUACCUCAUCAAGCAGUUCCGAUCGCAGCACCCCCAGCUCACCAAGCCGCUCCUUGCUACCGUUCAAGACGCGUGGUCGGCCUACUUUGCCAAGAAUCUCGAGCGUUUCGCGCCUCCGGUUCCACCUCAAGAGCAGAAGGAUGGACUCGUUGACGAAGCGAACAAGGCGCGAGCCGGCGAAGCGGGCUUCGAAGAGGUGUCUCGACUGCGUCAAGACGCUGCUUGGCUCAAAGCCGCCUCCGAGAAGGAGCCCAAGUUCAGCAUGUGGUUCGCUGCCCUCGACAAGUCGCGUCAGGCUCAGGUUGCCGCUGCCAUGUCGCUUGCCGCCGCAGAUACAUCGAGCGAAGCCGCGUCCAACCUCAUAGAUGCGUCCGAAGACGUCCUUGCCGCUCACCUUGACAAGCAGUUCGGUAGCACCGUGACCGACCCAAGCGUCUUCCGCGAUACCGCUGCCUAUUGGGAAGCCGAAUACUUCAACGACAUGAAGCGACUCCACGUCGAGCCUCCCACCACGCUCACCCGCGUCAGCGAAUACGUGCCGGAGAUCGUGACCUUCGUUCAACAGAUCAUCGACCGCGGCUACGCAUACGCCGAAGGUCUUGACCAAGACAAGAAGAACGUCUGGUUCGACACGCGCGCCUUCGAUGGUGCCAAAGCUUCGGACGGCAGCUUCGAGCACUCGUAUGCAAAACUUCAGCCUUGGUCCAAGGGAAACCGGGAGCUGCUCGAGGAAGGCGAGGGCUCGCUGUCCACCUCGACCGCUGCCACCGCCGGCAAGCGCGCCGCAUCCGACUUUGCACUGUGGAAGUCCUCCAAGCCGGGCGAGCCAGCCUGGCCAUCCCCUUGGGGUCCCGGUCGUCCCGGCUGGCACAUCGAGUGCUCGGUCAUGGGCUCCGCCGUCCUCGGCGAAACCAUGGACAUCCACUCCGGCGGCGUCGACCUCAUGUUCCCGCACCACGACAACGAGAUCGCCCAGUCCGAGGCGCAUCACGGUUGCCGCCAGUGGGUCAACUACUUCCUCCACACGGGCCAUCUUCACAUUGAGGGCCUCAAGAUGUCCAAGUCGCUCAAGAACUUUAUCUCGAUCGACGAAGCGCUCGAAAGGUUUACGGCGAGGCAGCUGCGCAUGUCGUUCCUGCUGCAGCCGUGGGCGGGUCGGAUGGAUUUCAAGCAGUCCGCCUUGGGCGAGGUCAAGAAUGCCGAGAGUGCGUUCAACAACUUUUUCGUGGGCGUGAAGGCGAAGGUUGCUCAAGCGAAGGCGUUGGGUGAGGCGUGGUCCGAUGGUCAUCAUCAUUAUGGCGAAGGGGAGAGGGGGUUGAUGGCCACGCUGGAGACGAGUCAGCAUGCGUUUAGGGAGGCCAUGUGCGAUUCGUUUGACACACCAAAAGGUAUGGAGAUUCUGUUGGAUUUGGUGAGCAAAGCCAACAUCUACGAGAAGAGCCACGAGAAGAGGUCGGACGUCAACAUUGGUGUUCUCACCGCCGUCGCUCGAUACGUCGGGGAUAUGCUCAAGAUGCUUGGUCUGGGCGAAGGAGGUGCGCUGUCUGCGAGCCAGGAGAUCGGCUGGGGCACAGCGGACGAGUCUAUGGAUGGAGCUGGAGCUGCCAACAAGGAGGAGCUGCUCAUGCCGUACCUUCAAGCGCUGAGCAACUUCCGCGAUGCGGUGCGCAACCUAGCCCGCAGCUCCGCUCCCGCCUCCGAGUAUCUGAAGCUCUCGGACGCGUUGCGGGACAACGAUCUGGUGGACCUCGGCAUCUCGCUCGAAGACACCGAGGACGGCAAGGCGCUGGUCAAGCUCGUCCCCGCCGCCCAGCUUCAGGCUGCGCGAAGGGAAAAGGAGGCUGCUGCAGCGGAGAAGGCGGCACGCAAAGCACAGGCCGCCGAACAGGCGAGACUCAAAAGGCUGGAGAACCUGGAAAAGGGCAGAACGGCACCGGAACAGAUGUUCAGGACCGAGGAGUACAGCGAGUGGGACGAGCGCGGUUUGCCCGUCAAGGACAAGGAGGGCGCAGAACUCGCCAAGAAGAGAAGGAAGAACCUCGACAAGGACUACGAGAAGCAGACCAAGCUGCAUAAGGAGUUCCUCGAGGCCAGGGAGAAAGGCGAGAUUCAGUAG